Molecule: messenger RNA, 3760 nt
Organism: Pseudoliparis swirei
Lineage: Eukaryota; Metazoa; Chordata; Actinopteri; Perciformes; Liparidae
Gene: kirrel1a
Product: kirre like nephrin family adhesion molecule 1a
Exons: 15
Coding region: 173-2812 (879 amino acids)
Biological process (GO): cell-cell adhesion
Cellular component (GO): cell-cell junction
Molecular function (GO): cell adhesion molecule binding
Source: RefSeq, a predicted model, not a curated record
GCAGAAGAAGAAGCAGGGAAACGGUGUAAAAGCGGAGCCGGUCCGAGCCGAGCCGGGACACACGAGGGACUAUUUUUUUAACGCAUAAUUACUCUUAAAGUGCGCAAACUCCCGCUUUUUGAUGCUGUCCUCACGGAGGUCUGAGCCAAUCACGGACUUACUGGUCUGAACCAUGCAGAGGCUGCUGCUGCUGAGUUUGGUGUUGAGUUUUAAAACUGUGUGGACGGCGAGGUUCUCUCAGGAGCCGGCAGACCAGUCGGUGGUGCGGGGCCAGAGGGUGAUCCUGUCCUGUGUCGUCUUCAACUACUCAGGCAUUGUUCAGUGGACCAAAGAUGGCCUGGCUCUGGGCAUCGGAGAGGACCUCCAGGCCUGGCCCAGGUACCGCGUGCUGCGCAUGCAGGAGUUGGGCCAGUACAACCUGGAGAUCCUGUCCGCCGACCUGUCUGAUGACUCCCUGUACGAAUGCCAGGCCCCCGACGCCGCCCUGAGGUCCAGGAGGGCCAAACUCACCGUCCUCAUCCCCCCAGACAACCCCGUGAUCGACGGGGGUCCGGAGGUGUUGCUGAACGCGGGGGAGUCCUACAACCUGAGCUGCGUGUCUCGAGGGGCCAAACCGCCUUCGGUGAUCGAGUGGCUGAAAGACGGCCUCCCCGUGGAAGGAGCUGCCAGUACCACCGAGGUGCUCCCAGACAGGAAGCGGGUGACCACGCGUAGCUACCUGCCCAUCCAGCCCGUGGACUCCGACACAGGGAGGAACUACAGCUGCGUCGCCACCAACCUGGCGGUGCCCACCGGGAGAAGCGCGACCGUCACCCUCAACGUUCACCACCCACCGACAGUGACCUUGUCCAUCGAGCCUCGCUCUGUCCUGGAGGGAGACAGAGUCACCUUCACCUGCCAGGCUCAAGCCAACCCUCCUAUUAUGGGCUACAGUUGGGCCAAAGGCGGCGUGGUGCUGCAGGGCGCCAGGGAGAGCGUGCUCACCACCAAGGCCGACCACUCCUUCUUCACCGAGCCCGUCUCCUGUCUCGUCUUCAACGCCGUGGGAAAGACCAACGUCAGCAUCCUGGUGGACGUCCACUUCGGUCCAAUUUUGUUGGUGGAGCCGCUGCCGAAAACGGUCGACGUCGACUCCGAUGUCACCCUGAACUGCAAAUGGGCCGGAAACCCUCCGCUCACACUCACCUGGUUCAAAAAGGGCUCGAACAUGGUUCUGAGUAACAGCAACCAGCUGUACCUGAAGUCGGUGAGCCAGGCGGAUGCCGGCCAGUACGUGUGCAAGGCCAUCGUCCCGCGGAUCGGAGUCGGGGAGACGGAGGUCACGCUCACCGUCAACGGUCCGCCUAUCAUCUCCAGUGAGCCGGUCCAGUACGCAGUGAAAGGGGAGAGAGGAGAGGUGAAGUGCUACAUCGCCAGUACGCCUCCUCCGGAUAAGAUUGUGUGGGCGUGGAAGGAGAACGUGUGGGAGAAGGAGAAGGGCACGCUGCUGGAGAGGUACACGGUGGAGCAGAGCAAACUGUCGGCCGACGGCAGCGGCGUCCUCUCCACGCUCACCAUCAACAACGUGAUGGAGUCGGACUUCCUGUCCACCUACAACUGCACCGCCUGGAACUCGUUCGGCCCGGGCACCAUGAUCAUCACACUGGAGGAGACCGAGGACGUCCCGGUGGGGAUAAUUGCCGGUGGGACGGUGGGCUCCACCAUCCUCCUGUUCAUCUUUCUGCUGGUCCUCGUUUUGAUCUUCUACCGGCAGCGCAAAGGCAGUCGGCGCGGGGUCACGCUGGGGAAGCCCGACAUCAAGGUGGAGACGAUAAACAAGGAGACCCACAGCUUGGAGGAGGACUCCGGCAGCGUGUCCACGGCGUCGCGCAUGGUCAAGGCCAUGUACUCGUUUCUCCCCUCUGUGUCCUUCUCUCCUUCCAAUCAGCCCUUUAAAGAUGACAUAGAGCUCAAGUCCGACCUCCGCAGCGACACCCUGGACACCCGCCAGGAGUAUGACCUGAAGGACCCCACCAACGGCUACUACAACGUGCGCGCCUCCACCCACGAUGAAGGCCGCCCCGCUUCCCGCUCCACCUUGCACUAUUCCGACUACCGCUCGCCCGCGGGAACGCCGGGCGGAGCCGCAUCCAUCAGCAGCAGUGCCGGAGGCUCGGGGGCCACGGCUAGCGGAGGGGCCCCCGGACCACCUGGCCCCCUCACCUCCCCGGGCCGCCCUCAGGCCUGCUAUGACCCCCGGCCCCCCUCCAGACUGUCCCACAUCAGCUACGCCCAGUUCAACACCUUCACCCGCGCGGGCCAGAGCCAGCAGCCCCCGCCUAACCCCGCCCCCGUGGCCGGCGACUUCCCGGGAGACUGCAGCCUCCUGGACUCCACUUCCCAGCUGGCCUACGACAACUACGGGUACCCCUCGCAUUACCAGACCUACCGCAUGGGGUUCGCUCCGUCCAGCCUGGCCACGCUGGAGGCCUGCCCCUCCUAUGAGAUGUACGGGGUCGGAUCCGGGGUGGGAUCCGGGGUGGGACCCGGGGUGGGACCCGGAGUGGGACCCGGAGUGGGACCCGGAAUGGGACCCGGAGUGGGACCCGGAGUGGGACCCGGGGUGGGACCCGGGGUGGGACCCGGGGUGGGACCUGGGCUGGGACCCGGGCUGGUGGUCCCUGGGGUUGGCGUGGGUCCAGGGGGUCCUGCUCCCUCAGGAUCAGAGACUGGACUCGGAAAGUACGGCAGCUCCACUCGCUUCUCCUACACCUCGCAACACUCUGACUACUCCCACACCCGGCACACACAGAGGAUGCAGACUCAUGUGUGAGGCGGGGGGGGGGGGGGGGGCGUAACCACCUCGCAGUCUCAGCAAAGCAUGAGGAAGCAUCUUAGAAAUAGCGUCACAUCCCAAAAACACACACACACACACGCAGUUAUAGAUUUACACACACACACACACACAAACGCAUACGAGAACAAACAAUGCCACACACAUGCACAGAGUCAGAGGACCGUGCCCGCGAGACGGAGAGCGAGCGAGAGACGGCGAGAAGAAAAAAAAAGGCGAUGAAGGAGCUUUAGUGAGACAGGGAAGGGAAAUUCCACACCGUUUUAAAAUUCCCUCACUCCCGAUGUGUUUGUAUAUCUGAGCUCUGAAAGAGCGGACGGCGAAAGUCACAAUCAAGACCGGGACAGAGAGCGAGAACCAGAGCGAGGACGAGAGGACGCAGAUCUUUUGCUAUGAACUGACUUUGUAAAAACGAUGAGCGAGAACCGACCGACUGUCGAACGCGGUGAAUGCCGAACCAGUGGAAGUCAUUUCUGGCCGCCAUCUUUUUGUACUUUUUUUUCUCUUUUUUUUCCCGCUGGUUGUCCUAUUCAAUCAUCAUAGAGCACAUAUAUAUAUAUAUAUAGAAUCCCAGAAUGCCCUUCUGUACAGUGGUACACGCCUGUUCGGCAGGCGUGUGUCGGGGUCGGGGGGGUUGUCUUCAUUUUGCACUGCAUCUACAGUAUUCAUGCUUAGACGUCCCUUAUAUAUCUGUGUAUUGUCUUCUUUUUUUUCGUUUGCACACCAAGACUAGAGCUUUGUAUUCUAUUUUUUAACAUUACAGAAUUAUUUUUGUCAAUGUAAAACAUGUAUUGUGUAUGUAUGGACCAAAACGUUUGAGCGUGAGCCCGCUUAACUCCGGGGGGCGGGGGGCGAGUCGUGUCAUCAGCAGAGCCUGACUUCAGGACGGGUAUAUCAGUGCAUCAAAUAAACCUCGUGCCAAGUGUU